UUUGUACAUUGUACACAUUAGUCCACGUGUUUUGCUACUGUCGUUUUGAUUUGGAUUGUAUCUCUUUUAUUUGAAAAAGAACAUGUCGGCGGUCGUCCACGUUCUUAUACCCUUCCUGCUUUGCAUUGCGCUUGCAAACACUCACAUUUUCGACAAAGUUUUAGUGGAUGUCGCUUAUGAUCACUAUGCGGAAAAGAAAGUCGACAACCUUCCUGCCUUCUUGGCCAUGCCGUUUAACUGUCUGAUAAACUUGGGAUACAUAUUAUUAGGUAUCUACUGGAUCUUGCAGCCGAUGUCAUACAAUAAAGACACCCGUGCAGCCGCCUACACCAAAGACGUGUUUGCGCUAAUGGAAGUCGCGUAUGGACCGGUGCAGUGGGUCCGCUUGGCCACCUUGCGGCGAGCGCCCUCUGUUUUGGACCAGUGGUUCACUUUACCUAUUUUUGCGUGGGUGCUGGUGUGGUGUCAUGUCAUUGACCAAGGCUGGUCGUCCCGUUACGCCUUAAUGGUCGAAUCGUGCUCUGUCCUCAGCUAUGGACUGGCGCUCUUUCACGACCGGGGGUUUGAAGUUGCUCUGGGUUGUCACAUCGCCUUCGCCGUGUUCAAAGGCGUCCGAGCACAGUUGAGCCACGGAGAUACGGCGUCCAUGCGCUACUUUUGCUUGGCCGUGCUGUCCUGCGCUGGUUUUGUGGUUCUGAAGCUUCUGGAUCAUUUUCUUGCAGAGUACUGGAUGUUUCAAAAUCUUACUGGACAUUUCUGGUCCAAAGUUUGCGACAUUCUGCAGUUUCAUUACAGUUUUUGUUUUCUCACCCGCCUUAGUGAAAAUGCACGCAAACGCUCUUUAUAAAUACCCAUACAUAACAUUUAAUGUCGUACUUACAUUUAAUAGGUUAUAUUUCAUGUGUAUUGUGAACACAAUGCAACUGAA
This is a messenger RNA of Sinocyclocheilus rhinocerous, 928 nucleotides long. Its product is annotated as transmembrane protein 187-like. Gene Ontology annotation, cellular component: transport vesicle. Lineage: Eukaryota; Metazoa; Chordata; Actinopteri; Cypriniformes; Cyprinidae. Bases 83 to 847 code for a protein of 254 amino acids. The transcript has a single exon. The record is from RefSeq and is a predicted model, not a curated record.